AUGGAAUCCGAAAAUAUGGCCACAUUGCAACCCAUGAACAAAUGUCGUUCAAGGCACACCUCACUCCAGGAUUUGACUGCCAUUUCAAGGACAAACCAGGAUGAUGAAAUUUCCCAGGAUCACUUUUCUUUAUCUUCGACCAUUCCUCACAGCCAAGACAUGGACCAGUGGACAUUAAGCACAUCAGACUCAAUGGAAUCCAGCCCAAUUGUUACUCAACCAGAGACUCCGGAGGUUACCAUGCUCUCAUAUUCUUUUUCACAGCAACUACUUCCUAAUGCUACUGGAAUCAAUGACUCUGCCAUGUUCCAUUCUCUGUCUGACAUCCAAGCUGCCGGCGGUCUUGGUGAACAAACCGAAGUGGACUAUUCACAACCACAUUUUGCUCAGGCCUUUGCAUCUUCCUUGUUUGAAUAUAACUACGAGAAUGAUGAGGCUGCUCAGAGGUGUAUGCAUGAUGAUUCUACAUCUUUGGGUCAGAGCUCGCCACAUGAAGAUGGCCAAUUGUUUUCCACACAGGACACCUGGAAUCUAUCCUUGGAUACGACGAACAUCAUUGGAGCCCAGUAUGACCAAAUUUCACGCAUCUACUCCCCACCGGUCUCUCCUCCCCUUACAGAGGCUAGCCAGGUUUCUGUGACUUCUGCAUGCUCUCAGCCAGCUUAUUUCCAAAUGCACGAGGAAAAGAUCAACAUCCAGGACUCUUUCCAUCCAUUGUCGCCUCCACUUAAUGACCAGGAUCCAAACAGAACUAUCAGGCCUACCAAGCAAAGCCAACGACCCCUUUUGUCGGCGACUACCUCCCGACCUGCUAGGAAAUCCGACCCGGAAGCCUAUGCCUUACCAAUGGGAGAAUCUGUUCGAGGAACCAGCGACAAGACCGAAGUCAGGACUCCCCGGGAUCACCCUUACUAUUCGUUGUCUACCCAAGCCGAUGGAAAAUACUACUGCCCAUUUGCGACUGGAGAGAACCCUUGCAGCCACGCACCUACCACCCAAAAAUGUGCCUACCACAAAUACUUGGAUUCCCACUUGAAGCCAUAUAGAUGUAAGGUUGCUACUUGUGCUGCUCAGAAUCUGCACUUCUCUUCCAACGCUUGUCUCUUCCGUCAUGAGCGUGAAGCACACGGAUUCCACGGUCAUGGAGACAACCCACAUCUGUGUUUCUAUCCAGGAUGUGAAAGAGCCGUUCCCGGAUAUGGAUUUCCCCGUCGCUGGAACCUUUUUGACCACAUGAAACGGGUUCACGACUAUACUGGAUCUGAACAACCCAGCUCUCCCGAGUCCAACGCCAUUGGCCAAGUGCUCAAAAAGAAAGACCCUGCCGGCGUGCGCAAGAGGAAGGUCACCAAACCUGUUACUGCAACCACCAUGAAGAGGACCAAAUCUGCUUCCUCCCAAGGGAACACUGUUAAAGUCAACCCUGCCCAGCAGGAACAGCGCCUACGAAAUGCGGAACAGAACUACUACAAUUGCCGCGCACGACUGCUGGAGAAAAUUGCUACCAUUACCCCUCAGGACACGGUGAUGCACGAAAAGGCCAAUGCCAGCCUCCAGGAACUCAUCACUCUUGGCUUAAACUUCCGCCAGCUCGAGGCCAGCUCGGCUGCCACCAACUAUUCCGGUGUUUGAACGAAUUGCAUGAACCGUCUACUCUUUUUUAAAGCUUGGAAGUUUUUUUCCUACUUGAACACCUGAGGCCGGAGCGUCUGGGACCAAUGUGACUGAUUCUAAAGCUUAUUUGGUAUCAAUCUGCUUCCGCAUAUGGAUAGGUCGAUCCUGGUCUGACGAUUCUAUUGUCGUCUUGAAAUGGCCACGACAUCGUGUGCUGUCGCUCGAGCGAAGGUGGUAUUCAGAGUUGUUACUCGAAACCACACUGCAGUCCUUUCUGCUUCGCGAUUUGGCUUCACCAGCUUGGGGGGAUCUCAAGGGCUUCUUGUUCAUGUCUUCAUUUGUCAAAAGAGGCAUUUUUCUUGGAUUUACAUGUACAUUUUUGCAAUCAUGUAUAGUUUUGAGUAUUUCGGGUCUGCCCGAAAUUUUGUAUACUCCCUUCAUGCGAGGGAGCGAUUUUGUAUUAGCGCAUUGUUUUGAUUUGAUUUCGGAUAUUUUGUGAUUUGGGGGUUUUGUGAGACAGAUGUAUAGACAUCUUGCUAGGGAAAAAAAAAAGGAGCGAUCCUGGAGGAAUUUUGCUUUGAAUAUAUCGUUUUGUCUUAU
Messenger RNA from Talaromyces stipitatus ATCC 10500, 2214 nucleotides. Its product is annotated as C2H2 finger domain protein, putative. The record is from RefSeq and is a predicted model, not a curated record. Bases 1 to 1632 code for a protein of 543 amino acids. NCBI's taxonomy places the organism in Eukaryota, Fungi, Ascomycota, Eurotiomycetes, Eurotiales, Trichocomaceae. The transcript is spliced from 3 exons.